Messenger RNA from Raphanus sativus (radish), 1721 nucleotides. Its product is annotated as pumilio homolog 18-like. Gene Ontology annotation, molecular function: mRNA binding. Gene Ontology annotation, biological process: post-transcriptional regulation of gene expression. Bases 341 to 1333 code for a protein of 330 amino acids. The transcript is spliced from 3 exons. NCBI's taxonomy places the organism in Eukaryota, Viridiplantae, Streptophyta, Magnoliopsida, Brassicales, Brassicaceae. Gene Ontology annotation, cellular component: cytoplasm. The record is from RefSeq and is a predicted model, not a curated record.
UUUGUGUUUAAUUUGCAAAAGUCAAUAUUUUCUUAAAUCAAAACGUAAAUCCUAAAGGAGUUUAAACCGAUGAGUUGUGUAGGCCUCUGGUUGAGAAUGGGAAGAAUCCGCAGAAACACAUAAAAUAUACAGCUGAAGAUCUUGAUAGAUUGUUGGGUGAGUUGCUUGAAGGGAAGUCGAUGAAUGAACCUCGAAGGUGAAGAAUACUUACAAAAGGAAGACAGGAGAAGAAGAUAUUUUCAGAAGAUUAUGACUAUGUCACUACAGCCCUUCACAGCUUCAAUCCAACAAGCAUCUCUCGAACAUCUCCAUAAGCUUAGUCGAGAUUAGUUUCUGUACAAUGGCACCCGAUGACAAUCCUUUCUCCAUGUCGACCAUGUCCAAUGCUUUACAACGUAUUCGAGUCUCUGGUUCCAUUCCCCCUCCGGGAUUCGCCCCACGCGCCUCCUCCGACGUAUCAGAUACGCGCUUCAAACGGCUCUUUAACCUAAUGACUAGCUGCGAAGACGUGGGACAGUUUAAGGAUCUGAUCUCAACGUUUGACCAAAGUGAGCUUCAGAGGAUGGCGUCGAUGCUGACGUCAGACUCCGACUACUUCAUGGAGGUCAUCAGAAACAAGUACGGGUCGAGACGCGUGCAGAGGCUCCUCGGAAUAUCGGAUGACGUGGACUCGUUAUUCUGCGAUGCUAUCUUGCAACGCUUCUUCGACAUCAUGACAGACAAGUUCGCAUCCUACGUGGCGACUCGAGCUGUGGUCGUUUUCGACCGGGUGAAGAAACAUGUAAUGUACAAGAACGUUCUCUACUACGCGCUCGACAUAGCGCGUAGCCAACACGGAUGCGUCGCGCUCAACGAGGUCGUAACCGACGCGGAUGAUCCCCUCUUCAGGAACCGGCUACUAGACGUAGUCGCGCGCAACGCUCUCUUCCUAAGCAACGAUCCUUGGGGGAACUUCGUGGUGCAACACGUGCUUAAACUGUAUGACUUGCGUUGCAAGCGCAACGUGGCGGUUAUUCUUCGUGGGCACUGUGUUGAUCUGUCGUUUAAGAAGUACGGAAGCUACAUCGUGGAGAAGCUCUUGGAGGCUGAGGUGUCGAUGGGUGUGGUGGCUGUGGAGCUUUUGAAGUGCGAUGGAGAUAGGUUAAUGAGGCUGGCGAGGAGUGAGUUUGGGAAUUUCGUGGUGCUCACGGCACUGAGAGUCACGCAGGAGAUGAACAGGAUGGAUUUGUUUUCGGACUUGGUGCAGAAGCUGAUGCCCCAUCGCCAUCUUUUGCUUGGGUCUCACGGAAAUAAUAUUGCAAACGUAUUGGAGACAAGAAGAUGCUCAAAUUAAAAGUUCUCGAAUGUUGUAUGGUUGAUUGGUGAAUCCUGGUUUAAAGUAGAUUGUCAUUGAUUUUUUUUUGUACAAGGAUCCUGGUUUAAUUCAAACAGUGGAUUUUUUUAAUUAAACAACACUUGCAUGCAGUAAUUCUAACAUUAUACAAUUUUCAGAACUAUUAAUGAUAAAUUUGUAGGAAAGAUUCAGCAGUAAUAUUCCGAUUGCUUUUUUUAUAUAUAUGAUUUUGCUAUAACAAUUAUAUUUUGUAUAAAACUGUUUUAGAGAAAAACUUUAUUGUCUAUAGAACUAAAUUGAGUUACAGUUUUGAAUAAGAAAACAAAUAAGAGGCGGCCUCUCUAACCAACCAGUGGACUUGGACGCUUACAUGCAUCAACAAGGCAAC